UUAAAACACCCCCACAAAUCCCACAAUCAAAUUAACUCACUAAAACCAUCUUUGCUCUUCUUCGCAAAGCUGAAGCAAAAGAUGUAGGAAGCCUCGUAGCUGUUGCACGUCUUCUCCUUCCAAAAGUGGAACUUUACCCAUGCUUCCUGGCAGGCUGCAGCUAGCCCAGACGUUACUCCGUCCGAAACCUCACCAUCUCCACCUUAGCAACUUUUCAUUCUCAACACCUCCCCUUACGCUUCUCAAACCAGAUUGGAGAGCACAAGUCAAACAUGCCCAAUUGGUCAACCAAAUCGCCGCCAUUGUCACGCAGAGGAACAGAAGCCACUGGGCGUCACUUCUCAAGCCCUUCAACCUCAACUCUUCCAAUUUCACCCCUCAUCUCUUCCUUCAGAUCUUCCACAAGACCCAAUCCUAUCCCGCUGCUUCCCUCACCUUCUUCAAUUAUGCCAAUAAAAAUCUAGGGUUUAACCCAGACCUCAAAACCCUUUGUAAACUUGCUGGGGUUUUGUGCGCUUCCACACUAUCAACACAAUCAAAACCCAUAUUGGAUUCUCUAGUUCAAGCUUAUCCUGCAACGCUGAUUGUCAGUUCAUUGAUUAAAGGCAUCGACUUUGAUACUCGCUCUUCUUUGCUGAGUUCGUUACUUGAGUGUUAUUCCAAUAGCCGUUUGCUUACUGAAGCUCUCGAAGUUUAUCACAAGUCUAAAGAUUAUGGCGGUUUAGUUUCAGUUCAUAGUUGCAAUUCAUUGCUAGGGGGGUUUCUAGAGAAAAACGAAAUCAAAUUGCUAUGGUGCUUCUACUGUCUGAUGAUUCGAGAUGGGGUUUCUGGAAAUUUGUUUACUUGGUCUUUGAUUGCUCAAGCUCUAUCUAAAGAUGGCAAAUUUGAAAGGAUCAAUAAAAUUCUGGAUAUGGGUAUAUAUAGCCCAGCAAUGUAUAAUCUCAUUAUCAAGGGUUAUAGUAAAAGAGGGGAUUUUAAAUCUGCUCUUUUAAAUGUAGAUGAAAUGCAUAAUAAAGGAUUUCAUCCCAGCUUUAGCACUUUCAGCUUUAUUCUAGACGGGGCUUGUGAAUAUCAUGAGGUUCAAGUGAUUAAUGAUGUCAUUACUUCUAUGGUCGGUAAGGGAUGUCUUCCAAAUCUUUUACUGAAUGAAUAUGAUUCAAUAAUCCAGAAGUUUUCUCAUUUGGAGAAGACAUUCGCUGCAGAACUUUUUUACAGGAGAGCCAAAACUGAAAUGGUUGACCUUAAAGUAACAACUUAUUGUUCGAUGCUAAGAUCAUUGUCAAAUGCGAGACGAGUAAAGGAUGCUAUUGAGUUUUAUGAUUAUAUGGUGGCGAAGAAUAUUGAUAUUAUUGAUAAUGAUAAAUAUCUUUUCCCGUUUCUGAGUGCGUUAUGUGAAGAGAAUCCUUCAGAGGAUGUUAAUAGACUGUUGAAAGGAUUGAUAGAAAAGGGAUUAACACUGCCAUUAACUCAUUGUUUGGAUAAAAUCUCUAAGUAUAUAAAUUCUCAAUGUGAGAACCGUUGGUGGAAAGAAGCUGAGGAGCUUUUAAAUGUAACUCUAGAUAAAGGUAUUUUGCCGAAAUCUUUCUGUUUUACCUUGUUGGUGAAGCAUUAUUGUUUUAGUAGGCGGAUUAAUUCUGCUAUUUCUUUGCAUGCCAAGGUUGAGGGACUUGGUGGUAAUUUUGAUGUGUCCACAUACGUUAUACUGCUUAAUGGGCUGUUUAGAGAAAAAGAAAUUGAUGAAGCGAUCAGGAUAUUUGAUUACAUGAGAGCGCAUAAUGUGCUAAGCUGUGAGAGUUUUUCAAUCAUCAUUAGAGGCCUUUGUCUUGAAAAGAAUUUCAGAAAAGCCAUGAGUGUGCAUGACGAAAUGUUGAAGAUGGGGCUCAAACCUGAUAGAAAGAAAUAUAAGCAGUUGAUCUCUGGAUUUAAGUGACUUCUUUAAUAUCUGAAGACAUGACUAGGAAAGGUAAGAACUAUUGCUUUAAUUUUAUAGCAUCAGGUUCUAAUUUUCCUCCAAAACAACUCAAAUAGACCAUUCAGGAUUUUAGGAAAUGCUUUUUUGGAUUAAUCAUUUUUGGAUUAUAAUAGCUGUGUACAAAGUGUCAAAGUUAUGUAAACAAAAUUCUUUACACCAUGGCCAAUCAAUGUAAAAAGUCAUGUAGACAUUAAAUAGUUGAUUAGUGCUACCAACAAGGCGUUAAGAUUUAUGUUCACCACUUCCCCAUAACAUACACUCGUACGUGCACAUACUUUACCUAUAAUUAUGUUCACAGCUUAAAGAAAAUAUAUUCAAGUUGAAUAAUGCAGAGUAUAAUACACAUAAUUGGAAAGUCUUCUUGAUUAUAAUGUUUACCCUUCACCACUAUGCAGUUAUACUUCUUAUGCCCUACAAUGUUUUACAAGAUAAAGUGGUAUUAUGUUGUUGAAGAUGGAUAAUGAACUUGUAUAGCAUGAAUGAUUAUAUUGCACGUAAUUAUAUACAAAUAUGGUUUGAGAGAAACAUUAAAAAGAUAGGACAGACAAAUGUGACAAAUGGGGUAUAAAUUUGUACUCUAGAUUAUUAUAUUGUCUAUAUACAAUUAUGGGAUUUUAGCUCGAUUCAUUUAUUACGGGUAUAAUCUGAACAUUUAUCCAACCUUUAUUUUCACAAUUGUUGUUGUUUUUGAUCUUUUUGCUAGUAUUAUAUGGCAAAAAGAAACAUAUAUAGCUGUUAAACCAAUCCGCUUGUCCAAUACGCUAAGACUAUCCACUAACCACUGUUAAGGGGCUAAUAGCUGAAUAUGAUACGGCCCAUUAUAAGGAGGGUAUGAGAACGAUUGAUUUGUAUACUAUAUACUCCGUAUUAAUUAACUUAAAGAGAACUUCUAAUAAAGUAAUGCAUAUUCUAUGUGUUCCAUUUGGAUGUUAUGCUCCUGAUUCCUUAUUUGAUUGUGACCCCGCCCCCAUAAAAAAACUAUUUUUUCCUAAAGAAUCUAAGUCUUUCUUAUGAUUGGGUUUUGUGGAUGUCCACCAUCUUCUAGACUUUAUUUUUUACCCCACAUUUGUCUGAUUCUUUUUUCAUCAUUCUCUUUCCUCAAUACUAUCUCUCAUUUCCAAACAAGAAAAAAGAAACAGGAAAAACUGAAAAGACUAUUGAUGUUAAUCCUCUUUAAGCAAAGAACCAUCUUUAUAAUAUUUUAAUUGUUUUUUGUUACUUAUUUUUCUCCUUGUCUGCCAAUUUGUAUUUUCACUCAUGGAACCACCGAUUCGGAUUUUAAUUCAAUAUUUUUAUUCUUGGCGUAAUUAACCAUGUUGGUUAUUCUGCAUGAAUGCUUUUAAAAAAAUAUUAUUUUACAAUACUUGAAGGAAGAUUAUAAACAAUGUUGUUGUGAGGACAAGAAUGGAGAAACCUUCUGUUUUUCAUCUCCUUUCUUGUUCUACCAUGCUUCCAUUAAAUGAUCUUUGACAAGGAAGAGGAAUAAUUUGAACUUAGUGCUUAUUGCAACACUCCUAGGAUAAGAAGGCUGCUAUUUUGGGCUUAUUUAUUUUGGGUCUCUUUCAUGGAUGCCAUGAUGAAGGGGACUUUCAAAGCAGGAUUCAAAUACAUUUCAAAUAUUUUUGUGAUGAAGGAGGAAGAUAUCGAGAUCGGUUACCCAACGGAUGUUAAGCAUGUAGCACACAUUGGGUGGGAUGGCCAAUCUGCAGGCAGUGCACCUACUUGGAUGAAAGAGUUCAAGGCUGGGCCGGACUUUACUUCAUCCUCGAUCAGUAAUAGUGGUCGUAAACCAUCAUCACCAGAAUUUUGCAAAGACGAUUCAACAGCUACAAGAGAGAUCAGUGGGGCCACCCAAACGAGGAAACAGAAACGAAAGAAGUCCAGAGCGGUGUCUUCUGGGUCCAGUUUCUCCUCCAUGUCACGGGCCCCACCCAAGUCUAAGGCUAAGCUAGCGGAAGAAGACGGUAAUCCCAGUCCUUCGGACAUACAUGUCAUCUAAGCUUAAGGCGUGCACUAGAUGAGGGAUUUUUUUUUUAUCUUGAAAGUUAUUUUUCAUUUAGUAUUUUUUUUCACCUAUGAGGCUACAAAGCCUACAAGCCUACAAUUAACUGUAAACCAUCAUUUUAUAACUUCACGUAAAUUGUACAGUGACAUUUUCACUUUUAAUCACAUAAUGUCCUAUACUUGAUUGAGUAUUUGGUUAGUGA
Messenger RNA from Cuscuta europaea, 4179 nucleotides. NCBI's taxonomy places the organism in Eukaryota, Viridiplantae, Streptophyta, Magnoliopsida, Solanales, Convolvulaceae. The record is from the annotation of a GenBank genome assembly.